AUGGCCUCUGGACUCAUCUUCGAUCCCCACGCUCUCCUGCGCACCGCCCCACUCAUAACCUCAACUUGCACAUUAUGGUAUUCGCUCGACCAGGAAUUCUUCCUAAACAUCUUCCUCCACCCCAGCCACCGCACCCGCAGCAAUGAAACUCUGCCAUCCUAUUUCGGGGUCUUCUUCGUCCCUGGUACCGUGCGCGUACUUGGCCUUCUCGCCCUGACCUUGACAGGAGGCGGAUACAAUAUCUUGACCCGACGGUCGGUAUCUGGGAGCUCGGCAUCCUUGCCUUGGUAUACGGCAGGUACGCUGUUAGCCGCUAGUCAUCUUCUCUUUGUGCCGGCUGUUGCGCCUAAGAUCCAAGCUGUGGUUGAGGAUUCGUCUAAGGGCCGGUCGACGGAGGAUCUUGAGGGGUGGUUGACUAUUCAUCGUGUGCGUACCUGGACGGUUGAUUUUGCUGCGUGGGCUUGCUUUGCGGUUGCUAUGUCGAUUGUUGAGUGA
This is a messenger RNA of Penicillium canescens, 495 nucleotides long. RefSeq lists its product as uncharacterized. The coding region runs from base 1 to 495 and encodes 164 amino acids. Lineage: Eukaryota; Fungi; Ascomycota; Eurotiomycetes; Eurotiales; Aspergillaceae. The record is from RefSeq and is a predicted model, not a curated record. The transcript has a single exon.